AUGAAGCGAGAUCGAGCUGAAGCAGAACAAAUAGUCGCAAUGGCAUCACGUCCAUCUUCCCUCGCUAUACUUAGCAACUCGUCAAUAACUCAACAUUCCUGCAUGCCCAUUAAUGGAGGGAUCAACCAGAUCAAAUCGGGAGCUAUAGGCCUUUCCAGCUCGUCCUUAUCCGAUCAAGAAGCAAGCCACAAUUUAAAUUGGAAACUGGAGAAUGAGCAUGAAGACUUGAUAAAUCAACCUUUUGAUCGGUCUCCUAGCCUAGCCCCUCUUACGAGCUCUGCGAAUGCCAAGGAUGAUGGCUACAUCCUGUCUAAAUCCAAAGCUGUGAUGGCCACUCCCGAGGCCAACACUAGGGCUAGUCUUCAAACUGCCAUCGGUAACAGAGUUUUGGUGGGGGCCGAUCGGACUAUCUCCUGCAAUUCUGAUCCGUUGCAAGCCCGGAAACUCUCCACUUCUGCCCAUUCAAUUCCCCCGGCUUCAAAUGUAUACUCAGCCUGGACGGUUCCCAUUUCGAGCCUCCAGAGCCUGGAGACGUCAAUCGAAAUCGCAGGAGUGGGGGGUUAUGAUUCGAUUAAUAUAGAUCCUCUAAAGCUACACCAGCUCUUCACCAGAAAGGCCAAUGAGCUUUCCUCUCAAUCCCUCUCUUCCUCCUGCUCCUCUACUGCCCCCGCUGAUGUUCAACCCGAAAUCCCGGACUUCAACACUAACACCUCUUCUGGUGAUUCGCCUAAUAGAGUGUCCGUGAACGAGGUAUUUUCCAUUCGUCUAUCGACUGACCAGCUCAAAUGGCUGACAUCACCAUCUAAACGGGGACGAAAAAGCUUGACCGAGGAUUCAGGUGGGUCUAUGUCUUGA
Protopolystoma xenopodis is the source of this 855-nucleotide messenger RNA. The record is from the annotation of a GenBank genome assembly. NCBI's taxonomy places the organism in Eukaryota, Metazoa, Platyhelminthes, Monogenea, Polystomatidea, Polystomatidae.